Messenger RNA from Misgurnus anguillicaudatus (oriental weatherfish), 3148 nucleotides. NCBI's taxonomy places the organism in Eukaryota, Metazoa, Chordata, Actinopteri, Cypriniformes, Cobitidae. The record is from RefSeq and is a predicted model, not a curated record.
AUGAUCACAGGCCUCCUCCAUGGCCUGAAUGAGGGGCACACAGUCAUAGGGCCACAGGUCAUAUACCUUCCACCACCAUGCUCUUUUAUUGGAUUCAGGAAGGGGGAGUAUGGGGGAAGACCAAAAUUUAAUCCAGCUGUGAGUGGAAAUACUGACUUCAGUCGUGUUGUUGUGGAUGUUUACAAUAGUUUUGCACAGAAGGUUUGGCUUAACCACCCAUCCUUGAUCCAUCUGGAUCUCCUGUCCACCAAAGCUUCACCUGAGCUUCCAGAGAUGCUGCUGUCACCUGUAUUUCAAGGCUCUGGACCCAAAGCCUUUCUGCUGUCAAGCCCAGAACCCCUGCUCACGCUCUUAUCCAUGAACCGAAACUCUCCAGGAUCUCCAGCAAGUGUUUCACACAUGUGUUUCAUGCCCACUUUUGAGGACAAUGAGCGAGACUUUGCACAGUCCAACUGUAGUCCUCUGUGGAAUGGCUUUUCCAUGGAAGAUUGUCAAAGUGGUGCCCAAUGCAUGCAUGCACAUGCAACGAUGACAUCACAUGAACCAGAUCACACCAGUGCUUUACACCAGCUGUGUGAUGGUUCAUCACAAAUUCAUACAGGUGGCACUAUAGAAGAAGGAUUGAGGAUUCGGUCAUUAUGGAACAUCUCCCAAAAUGCUGCAUUGGUAGAUCAAGCCCGUCGCUUACAGAAGAGGCUGUCUGCGAUGCUUGGUAAACAUGCUUCACAACACUACAGCCACCAAAUAGAGGGUCUGAGAAAGAAACUUCUUGAAAUCAGCCCUUACCCCAAGACCACCAUGGUAUCAGAUGAUCUUUUAACAUAUACAGAGAAUGUGAUUUUUAAUGAUGUGAGGAUGCAAGAUGGAGAAGAGGAUUUUAGAAGAACCCAUAGAUACCAAACACACAGGCGAUCUCUAAAAUCCCGAGAUGUGGAGAAUUUGGCACGCUGUGGUCGUGCAGUUCUGCAUGAGGUGCUGGAGUCUCUGGACUCUGAUGCCACAUUGAGCAGCAGCUCAGAUGAAGAGUGGGACCAUGGAGAUGCCAAAGGGACAUCAGCAGCAUCACAGUGUCACAGCUGUGAAUGGAGGUGGUUGCAGGAUAGAGCUGAAUUGGGCAGUCGCUGGACGUGGCUGCAGAUGCGAUUGACCGAGCUAAACUCUCAGAUUCAGCAGCUUGGAGAGCUUCACCAGCAGAUAAUUGCUAAUAAGGGUCGUGUGAUUUUGGCAAAGUCUCAGCCACUCACAGACAAGCAGAUCCAGCACACACUGUGGACGGAGACUUUGGAUCUGUCGUUUUCUGCUGGGAACCUGCAAGAUUUCUCAUCUGAUCUAGACAUGGAACCAAGCAGCCCUACACGUCUUCUGAGGAACAUAGAGAGACAGAGUGCCCAGCUGACUCAGAUUGUAAACAGUCUGAUGCCACCUUUGUGCCCCUCACCUUCUUCAUCACCAGUGCCAAAAGAACCCUGCAGUCACCGAAGAAACCAUCAGAAAAUCAGUUGUAGCAGACAGGUACAGGCGUACCAGGCUGCCUGUCUUCACAAUGGAACUCAAUGGAAACCGGAACGAAAGAGAAAGCAAGCGUGCCACCGAAGACAAUGGCCACUUCAUUUGGGUGCCACCUGUGUGUCAGCUCGCACCCGGCCUCUUCUGACCUAUCACAAACCCUGCCUUUUUAUCAUGGACCCGUCGUCUCAUAAAGAACAGGUCCUGGACUCUUUCCCGUCUCUCUGUCCCAGUGUAUCCUGUGAUCCUACAACUUCAUGCAUAGAUCCUACAUGCCAACGUAGAAAAGAGAGAAUAGCAGGCAAAAUGCAUCCUGUCCUCUCGCUGUCUUCAGAUACCCCAUUAUCCUUCCAUCUGCAAAAUGCCCUGUGCACAGAGGACUUUUUCCAGAAAUCUCUCUCCUUGAAAACGGACCUCCUCAGACCCCAGCACUGUCGCAGCUCUGGAUGCAGAGUCUCUAGAUCUUUAUUUCAUUGCAACAACCGACCAAAAAACAGCAGGUAUUUGAAGAGUCACAGGAGAGAGAGCACCCCCAUACGAUUGCCAUGUAACCGAAACCACCACCGUAAAUCCUAUAGGGAGGGAAAGCGGAAGAAGUGCUCCUCCCAGUGGCCAAUAGAUGUGACACAGUGGUCUGAUCAGAGUGAUGGAAACCUUACAGAGCAAUGUUCAGGAGAUCUUACUGACUGUAGACCCAAACCGCUGGGGAACUCACAGCUUUCCUGUCCCAGCAGAAGUGCUGAGAAUGUUUUUACUAUUGAUGACAUUGUCAUUCCCAUGUCUCUGGUGUCCUCGGUUAAAGUGGAGAAACCUCAGUAUAAGGACAUUUUGACACCCAGCUGGCGAAAGGUGGAUAUUUUUCCAUUAUCAAACAUAAAGAAAGAUGAGCAUCCAGGAGAGUCAGAACCAAUAACAGAUGAGGAUUUCAGCCAGAGACACAAACGUUAUGAACGUAGAGAGAAGCUCCGUUGGUCCUCAUCGAGUCAGAGCAGGAGUUACAGCAUCAGCAGGUCAUCCAAAAAAAGCUACGCUGCUGUAUCAGUGAAAGACCACCCUGCUCACUGUCACCCACUUGUAGAUUCUCCAGUCCCCUUCACCAGGAUCUCCAGUCCACCUGAAGACCAGACAGAAGCAAGUGUGGAUGACAGAGAAUCACUGCUUCCAUGGGAAAGACGCAUGUUUCCACUGAGUGAUGAAGAUGAGGAAGUUAUGAGACUUCAUGAGCACCAAAGCACAACAUCUGGAAUUGGGGACCAGGAAAUGAAGAAUAUCAGCUCUCAUGGAGCUUCCCAAAAAGUUCUUAUUUGAGCUGAUUUGACACUGUGCAGUAACCUGAUGUUUGACUACUUCAAAUAUACUCCUCUAUGUGAGAUUUAUUUUUUAUAUGAUAUUUUUGAUGCAAGUACAUACUGUAUAUGCUUCACAUUUUCUAAAUGAUACAAUGAACAAAUAAUAGAUCUUUUUUUGACCACAUGUUAGGCUGUAAGAAAUGGAUUUGUAAAAGGUUUGUACAUUUUCCUCCGCGUAGUAGAUGUUAGCUAAAUUUUAGUUUUUCACUUUGUCAAAUGAUUAUUUCUUUGGUGCAUAAAAUUGAAUCUUUGCUUAAAGGAAUAUUUUUGAUUAAAUAACUUAAUGUGCAGCA